UCUGAGCAGCUGUGGGGAGGGUCGCCAGCUGAUAGAGGAAACUCACUACCUAUUAAACCCAAACACAGACACAGUCUAAUGCGUAUCCGCUGUGUGCAAAUAAUACGGGUAUUGCAGCCCUGAGCGCUAGCGAGAGGAGGGCUUGUUCUGGGAAUUUGUUUCAACUUAAGUUGAUAUAUUUAUAUCAUAUAGCUAGCGUUUGAGGAAGCGUAAAGUGCAAAGAAACUGAGCAAAAGGAGAGCGUUGGUCAUAUGGAAUAAGGCUGCUCUGUGGGAGCAGAGUGCCCAUAGUGAAGUGUGCCCAAAUACACAUACCCUAUCUCCCGCCUUGGCUUUACUGGGGUUCUAACUGACCAUGGAGGUGUUGGAAAAUGGGGAGCACAACCUGUUGCACUGGGAUCGAAAGCUGAGCGAGCUGUCAGAACUGGUGGACUCCGAUUCCCUGCUAAACAAUACGCACUUCACGGAGUUCCUGGAUGAGUUUUCGCAGGAUGUCCUAGGCCAGCUCUUGAAUGACCCCUUCAUGUCUGAGAAAAAUGAGAUGAUGGAAGUGGAACUGUCCCCAGCAUCCCCAGCUCCCCUCAUCCAGGCAGAACACAGCUACUCCCUGUGUGGCGACUCUCGCCCCCAGUCCCCACUGACCCACGUUUCGACUGAUGACAACUUCAAUGAAGCUGACCUGGAGAAUGAGGAAUGGUGUCUGGGCGCAGAAUUGACUUCAGCAACAAUAAAAACUGAACCUGUGCUGUGUGAGGCGCCAGGCCUUACCCCCUCUGUCAGUCUCACCAUCACAUCUGUACCCCUGGAAGGCGAAGAACCCCAGCUGCAAUCUGAUGCCAUGAUGAAACCGUUGAGCCAGAAGGUUCUUCCAGAGAUUAAAUUGGAGCCACAUGAAGUAGAUCAGUUUCUGAACCUGUCUUCUAAGGAAGCAGUGGAUCCACUACACCUGCCUCCAACUCCUCCCAGCAGCCAUGGCAGUGACUCCGAGGGAGGGCAAAGCCCAUCCAGGUCCCUCCCGCCUUCAAGCCCGGUCCAAUUACAAGCCACAGCUAAAGUGACAUCGCGCAUGGCUUCAGCACUCUCCAAUUCACCUCUCCUGACAGCACCACAUAAGCUGCAGGGGACUGGUCCAUUGAUCUUGACGGAGGAAGAGAAGAGGACGUUGAUAGCUGAGGGCUACCCUAUUCCUACGAAACUGCCCCUGACAAAGGCAGAGGAAAAAGCACUGAAGAAAAUCCGCAGGAAAAUAAAGAACAAGAUCUCUGCCCAGGAAAGUAGGAGAAAGAAGAAAGAAUACAUGGACAGCCUUGAAAAGAAGGUUGAGUCCUGUUCAAAUGAAAAUAGUGAGCUGCGUAAGAAAGUGGAAGUCCUGGAGAACACUAACAGAACUCUUCUACAGCAGUUACAGAAACUCCAAGCCAUGGUUGCUGGCAAAGUGUCCCGUUCCUGUAAAGCAGCCAGCACGCAGACAGGGACCUGUCUCAUGGUGGUGGUGCUGUGCUUCGCAGGCAUUUUUGGCAGCUUCUCUCAGAGUUACGGGCCCUAUCCUUCUGCCACAAAGAUGGUGCUGCCCAGCCAGCAUUCCACACCAGAGUCAUACACGGCCUCCAUUGUACGGUCAAGAAGUCUGCUAAUUUACGAAGAGCCCCACCAACUGGAGGAGCAGUACAGUUCAAUCUCCUUUGCAGAUCGCAGUGAGGUCUGGGAUAGGCAUGUGGAUGCCUCCAAACACACAGCACUAUCUCUGGAAUCUGUGCCAGGGGGACAGCAGGACAAAGUCACACAUUUCACAAUAGCCAAUGAGACACGGCUAGAGAAAUCAGUGGUGCUGGGGCGGCAGCCGCACAGGGUCAGCUCAGAGUUGGAAGUGAAUGAAACGCUGAAAAUAAUUGAAAUUGAUAGACGAGUCAAUGCCACUUCUUAAAGAAGAGGCCUUUCCCCCCCUCAUUAUCCUCCCCUCUUUCCAACCCAAGGCCCACCCCUUCCUCCAGACUCAUCAUCAUCAGGGAACCAAAGGGCAAAAGAGAGAGAGAGUCUGCCAACUUCUGAUCUGGCUGAAGAGUCUGACUUGAGUCAGCAGCAGUUGUCCUCGUUUUGUCCUUUCCUCCGGGCACACAAACCUGCUUCUGCUUUUACUGCUGUACCUGACUGGUAAUACAAGGGAGGGUUUGAAUCCUAAAGGUGGCUGGUGCCAACGGUGUACAGCUGGUUGGUUUGUGUAUGUACCCUAAUCAAGGGGCAGAGCCAUCGAAUGGAGGAGUGGGAUCAAUGUAACUCACGGGGGAACAUUUGUGGUAGGUCAUGUGGGAGAAGGAAACUGAAAGAUGCAGUGUGACACAGCUCAGGAUUUGGCCACAGCUCCAUGCCCAUCACUUUUGGCAUACUGGAGCUUUAUGGGGAGAGAAAUGUGUUCACGGUUCCCAUCCCUCCCACUGAGGGCAGAGAACAGAGACUAGUUCUGUUGAGCCAACAGCACAGACAGGAGAGUCUGUUCAAUGGCAGUAUUGAUUUUUUUUUUUUUUUUUUUUUUUUAAGUUUUCCUUCUCCCUGCUCUCUCUCUUCCCUUUUCCUGCCCCUUUAUCACAUGGUGGGUGAAGUUUCUUUACUGUUGCCAUCCUUAUGAAGGAUCCAGGCAAAGUUCAAUCAGCCCGUGUAUCUUCUCAGGCCUUGUCUACAAUUGCACCAAUUUAGCUAAAUCAGUUUAGAAACUGAUUGAGUUUAAUCUGUGUGAUUCCCUUGUGUGGAAAUCUUUAAAUAAGAUUAUGACUAGUAUAUUGUAUCCAUUUAGCUUAAGUUGAUUCCUUACUGGCAUAAACGAAAUCAAUACUAGGCUCUCUUAAACCAAAAUAAGAGCGUCCACAUUAGGGGAUUGCAUGGCUUUAAUUAAAUUAGUUUCUAAAUCCAUUUAGAUACAUUGGUGCAGUUUUUUGAGGUAGACAAGCCCUCAGAUUGCUCUAGGUUCUUCUUUUCCCCCAGCCUCCUGCUGCUGUUGUAAAUAGUAUUUAUUAGCUUUUCAAAAUUUCACUCUGGUAGCCAGACUGGAGAGCCAAGCUCCCAAGACCAUGCAGGCGUUCUUGGUGAACUUUGAAAUCAAGAUGGAAAAAAUGUGUUUUUUUAAAAUUAAACUUAGUUC
Molecule: messenger RNA, 3132 nt
Organism: Chelonoidis abingdonii (Abingdon island giant tortoise)
Lineage: Eukaryota; Metazoa; Chordata; Testudines; Testudinidae
Gene: CREB3L2
Product: cAMP responsive element binding protein 3 like 2
Biological process (GO): regulation of transcription by RNA polymerase II
Molecular function (GO): DNA-binding transcription factor activity, RNA polymerase II-specific; cAMP response element binding
Source: RefSeq, a predicted model, not a curated record